GCGGGGAAGUUACCAAUUAGUUACCAAUAUGUCAACAUAACCUUCUGAACGCAUGAUAUUGGGACAGAGAAGUUGUCUCUGUUUGAAACUACAACUAGAACAACUUUCAUUCCAGAUUGUUCCCAAAAUUUUAUCUUAUUUUUAACUUCCAACUUAAUUAAUCUUUUAACAAAAAUGCUUUUAUUCUGCCCCACUUGUGGGAACUGUUUGAUUGCUGCAGAGGGUGCUAUCCGAAUGAAGUUUCAAUGCAAUACUUGCCCCUUUAAAUACGAUGUUACGAAGAGAAUUACAAGGAAAACAUACCCCAAAUUAAAGGAGCUGGAUGAUGUCUUAGGCGGUGCUGCCGCUUGGGAAAAUGUUGAUUCAACGGAGGAGAGGUGUCCAAAGUGUUCUCAUCCAAGGGCGUACUUCAUGCAGAUUCAGACAAGAUCAGCUGAUGAACCUAUGACAACAUUUUAUAAAUGCUGUAACCAUCAGUGUGCACAUAAUUGGAGGGAAUGACAGUGUUUUUUCAACGUUGCCUUUUAUAAUAUUUUAGGAAUGAACAUUUUAUGUGCUCCAGUGUUUGCAUAUUUAUCAAAUAAAAUUUUUAAAUUAUGAA
Molecule: messenger RNA, 601 nt
Organism: Frankliniella occidentalis (western flower thrips)
Lineage: Eukaryota; Metazoa; Arthropoda; Insecta; Thysanoptera; Thripidae
Product: DNA-directed RNA polymerase III subunit RPC10
Exons: 2
Coding region: 175-501 (108 amino acids)
Biological process (GO): DNA-templated transcription; termination of RNA polymerase III transcription
Cellular component (GO): RNA polymerase III complex
Molecular function (GO): nucleic acid binding; DNA-directed RNA polymerase activity; zinc ion binding
Source: RefSeq, a predicted model, not a curated record